AUGGGCUGGUAUAGACAGCAUGCCAAAAUUAUGGUAGCUAUUAUUUCUCCAAUUAGUGUAUUACUGAAACUCGGCUGCUGGAAUCCCAUCACUGGUCUGAAUGGGUCAUUGACAGACAGAAAGUUGGAGAAUAACAUGCGAGGAGUGGUUCUGCGGGUGGUGACUGUGCUGGAAGAACCCUUUGUCAUGGUGUCUGAAAAUGUUCUGGGAAAACCAAAGAAGUAUCAAGGCUUCUCAAUAGACGUGUUGGAAGCCUUGGCCACUUACCUCGGCUUUAAAUACGAAAUUUAUGUUGCACCGGAUCACAAGUAUGGGAGUCCUCAAGAUGAUGGGUCAUGGAAUGGACUGAUAGGAGAACUGGUAUUUAAGAGAGCUGAUAUAGGAAUUUCUGCCCUAACCAUCACCCCUGACAGGGAAAAUGUGGUGGACUUCACAACGCGUUACAUGGAUUACUCAGUGGGCGUGCUGCUUCGAAAGGCAGAGAAGACAGUGGACAUGUUUGCCUGCUUGGCACCGUUUGACCUCUCCCUGUGGGCGUGCAUAGCUGGCACCGUGCUGUUAGUAGGGCUACUGGUCUACCUCUUGAAUUGGCUCAACCCUCCGCGCCUUCAGAUGGGAUCCAUGACCUCCACAACUCUCUACAACUCGAUGUGGUUUGUGUACGGAUCCUUUGUGCAACAAGGAGGAGAGGUUCCAUACACAACCCUGGCAACCCGACUGAUGAUGGGGGCUUGGUGGCUUUUUGCUUUGAUUGUCAUCUCCUCCUACACGGCAAACCUAGCAGCUUUCCUCACCAUCACACGCAUUGAGAACUCCAUCCAGUAA
Messenger RNA from Phaethon lepturus (White-tailed tropicbird), 825 nucleotides. Its product is annotated as glutamate receptor ionotropic, delta-2-like. Lineage: Eukaryota; Metazoa; Chordata; Aves; Phaethontiformes; Phaethontidae. Gene Ontology annotation, biological process: monoatomic ion transport; synaptic transmission, glutamatergic; modulation of chemical synaptic transmission. The transcript has 5 exons. Gene Ontology annotation, molecular function: glutamate-gated receptor activity; transmitter-gated monoatomic ion channel activity involved in regulation of postsynaptic membrane potential. Bases 1 to 825 code for a protein of 274 amino acids. The record is from RefSeq and is a predicted model, not a curated record. Gene Ontology annotation, cellular component: postsynaptic membrane; plasma membrane.